CAGGGCAUUUGCGCCCAGAGACACCGCGCUGCGCCGAGACACUGCGCCGCAUGAGCCGCGCUGCCGGCCGCCAGGUCUCGCCGUACUGGGCCAGGUGAUGCCCCCAUGGGAGGCGGGCAGAGCUCCGGGAAGAGGAAGAAGAAGAGGCCGGCCGGAGCCGCCAAGAGUGACCUGGAGAAAGACCUGGCGCGCCAGAGCGGCUUCGACCUCUUCGAUGAUGAGGCAGACGAGCCUGAGGAGAUCGAUGAGGAUACCGACGAAGAGCCCGUGGCGAGAUCGGUAGCCCCUCCUUCUCAGCUCCUGUGUCUGGACAUCCAGUCUACAGUCGAGCUCACGGUGCGCUGCGAGGGCCUCCCUAGCAGCAGGCCCACCUUCGUAGUGAUAUAUUCCAAGUGGGCCAAAGACACCGAUUGGGUUGAGAUCGGAAUGACAGAGACCAACUCAAAAAAGACCUCCGACCCACAGUUCAAGAGGACCUUUUUGUUGGAGUUCCGUGUGGAGAUGACGCGUGAGUUGCGCUUCGAGGUCUUCCAUUCGCGGGGGAUGCACCCUCAAGAUCAGUUGGACGAGCACGAAUAUGUGGGCUGCGUGGAGACAAGCCUGGCAGAGGUAUUUGUCGCUCGAUCAGCAGGCCUUGGUCAGCCACUGGAGAAUCAUGGUUGGUUUGCGCAGCCGUUGGACAACCCCUUGAACUUCGCAGACGAGCAGAUGAAUUGGGCCGGCAUGCUUUGCGUCUAUGCGGAUGAGCUCGUGCGCAGCAAGCAGCUGAUAUCGUGGCAGAUGUCGGCCACAGGCAUCGUCUCCAGAGACAGGUGGAAGAGCUUCGGCCGAGGCAGCCCAGACGCCUACUGCGUGAUCCAGAAGUGCAAGUACCAGGUGCGCUCCGAUCAGGAGGACCCCGAGCUAGUGCUGGAGCCGGUCUACCGCACGGAGGUGUGCCGCAGGAGCAAGGCCCCCCAGUGGGACCGCUGCACGAUUCCCAUAGGCAGCUUGUUGCACAUGGACGAGCGAGAGCAUUUCGUCAUCGAGGUCUUCGAUUGGUUCCGCGUGUCGGAGGCGGAGUACAUCGGGGAGUGCUCGACGAACUACAAGGCCCUUCUCGCGCGGUUCAAGGACAGCAAGCCCAUCGUGCUGCAGCUGUCGGCGAAGGAGCACAAACAGCCGCAGGGCAUUCUUCGUCGUCUGCGCUCCGUGUCCAGACGCAGCACAAGAGGGAGAAGCACCAGCUUGCCAACCUCCCGGUCGCACUCGCGCUCUCCAGGACACACCCACUCGCCCGCGCCGUCCAUGAAGGCCAGCAAGGACGAGCCCAGGGGAAGCAUCGGCGGCUCCAGGUCCUCGUCGCGCCUCGGCGAGACGCGCAGCUCCUCGCGCCUCGACUUCCUCGAGGACCGCUCCGCCCCACGCAGCCGCAACAACUCGCGCACGCUGCCGGACCGCUCGCCGGCGGGCUCCAAGGAGCAGCCGAGGUCCACCUCGAGCGAGGCGGCGGGCAGCAAGGAUGCCACCACGCGCCGCCUUGCGGGCAACACCCUGGCUGUUCCGGGCGCGGGCAAGGCCUCCAAGCUGUCGGGCGGCUCCAAGCUUUCUAGCUCCUCAAAGCUGUCCGUCAGGAGCGCCCACAGUCAGAGGAGCGAGAAGAGCAAGGACUCCGACGGUAAGAGCAAGAAGUCGAAGCUGAGCACCAGAUCCGAGUCGAGAUCCAGCGGCAGUUCCAGCAAGGAUGGGAAGGAGAAGGAGAAGGCGGUGGGCUGGCUGACCCUCAACAAUGUCGGCAGCCUGCGCCGCUUCACUUUCCUGGACUACGUCCGGAGCGGCUUGCAAAUCCGGCUGGCGGUGGCGAUCGACUUCACCCGCUCCAACGCGAAGCGCGAGCCACACUGCCACGGCUUCGGCGGGACGCCUGGCACGAGCCCGUACGCCACGGCCAUGCGGGCAGUGGGCAAGGUGAUGUCGUGCUACGAUGUAGACGACAAGAUCCUUGCCUACGGCUUCGGCGCCAGGAUCCCACCCUCCCACACCGUCGUCUCGGACUGCUGGGCUUUGUCGGGGGACUACUUCGAGCCCGAGCUGGAGGGCAUCGACGAGGUGGUCACAAGCUACCAGCGGGCGCUGCAGAUCGUAGAGAUGCACGGCCCCACGCGCCUGAGUCCCGUGAUCAAGCUCGUGUCCAGCCUCGCCGAGCAAUACCACGAACCUCGGGAGCUGGCCAGAGACCCGAUGAUCUACUACCUGCUCGUUAUCGUUACGGACGGGCAGGUGAAGGACGAACUGGAAACUAUCAAUGCCAUCGUCGAGUCUGCCAACGUACCGAUGAGCACCGUCGUGAUCGGCAUGGGCCCCCACGAGGACCACUCCUUCCUCAAGGACCUGUCGCAGGAGGUGACGCGGAUCCGGAGGCUGAAGGCCCCGGACGGAGUGCUGAAGCGGGGGACCGCCGCGGAGCAGAGACAGGUGGUCCACUACGUCCCCUACCAGAUGUAUGAGGACUCCCCGGAGGAGCUCGCCGGGGCGGCCCUCGCCGACGUGCCGCGGGAGGUCGUCGGCUACUACCAGGGGCUGAAGAUAGACCCCUUCGGGCUCGAGCGCUUCGAGGACGACGCGGGGGGAGUCCCUGGAGAAGUAUCUGCCCGUCGAGGUGGCGGAGACGGCCCCCGGCGGCCGGUCGCGGACCAGGACUUGAAUUCCACGAGGACCUCCACGCGCAUGGGUGAUGGGAGCCACGACCGCGGGCCCGUGGGGGGCUUGCGGUCCGCGACGCGGACCAACACGCGGGCCAACACGCGGUCCAACACGCGGACCGCGACGCGGUCCAACACGCGGACCGCGACGCGGUCCAUGACGGCGACGAAGAGCACCGUCGGCGGCGAGAGCUUGGCCUCGGACGGGUCCAUGGGCAAGUACCUCUCGGGCAUGGUGGGAACCGAGGCCCAGAGCGAGAUCAAGAUGAGGGAGAAGCGGAAGCAGCCCGCCAUGCUCCUGGACCUGAAGGGGCACCUGAUCAAGGGCGGCAUCGACCUGGGGUACUCCAAGAACUCCGUCCUGCGUGCGCUCCAGGAGAGGGCCUGCCAGCCGCCACCCUGGACGUGCUCGUGGACAACGUCAUGCGGGGCCGUGCGGCCUCUGGCCACGGCCGCGCUCCGCCCUACCGCGCGGCUGCCAAGCAGGCCCUGCCAUUCUACCAACCCGCCGCCUUGCCUGGCCAGGUGGAGGAGCACAGCACGAUGGCGGCGUCGCGGGCCACGACGAUCUCGCGCCAGGGGUCGGACGCCUUCGCGAAGCGGAGCGUCUUGCUCAAGAAGUCGAACAGCCGGACCGACGACUGGGAACCCGACGACAAAGACACCGAGCGGGGCAGCGUGCCGCCAGCCACGGGCCACCGGGACAGCGCCCAGAACUCGCGGCGGGGUUCCUUGGCCUCGGAGCGGAGCAAGGGCAGCCGCGAGGAGCUCGCCCGCCCCCCGGGGGCCAGGACGCGCAGCUGGCGGCGCAGGCGCUGCUCCGGGCCGCGGGCGCGGCCGGGGGCGCCGGGGCGCCCGCGCCGCCGCUGGAGGCAAGCGCUGCUCCCGGCGGGACGAUCAAGGGCAUCCUCAGCAGGAGAAGAACACGAAGCACUUCGAGGAGCACGGCGAGGAGGACCACCAGAAGUACCGGGCCUUCAGCAGGAAGGGCACCCGCUUCGCGGAGGACUUGGUGGAGCAGGUGGAGGGGGAUCCGCAGCGCCCCAGCGGCGCUGGUGGACUCAGCAGGACGACCUCCAAGUCCGCACGCCUCGGCGAGAGCAGGGCCACCUGCAGCAUCUGCCUCGAGCAGCGCGUGGCCACGCAGCUGCAGCCGUGCGGGCACGCGCUGGCCUGCGAAGCCUGCGCUCCCAAGCUCGGCGCCACCUGCCCGCUCUGCCAGAGCGCCGUCCGCGAGGUGGUGCCCUGGGCGCCCGCGCAGGAGGCGUGA
Molecule: messenger RNA, 3951 nt
Organism: Prorocentrum cordatum
Lineage: Eukaryota; Dinophyceae; Prorocentrales; Prorocentraceae
Source: the annotation of a GenBank genome assembly